Messenger RNA from Durusdinium trenchii, 1476 nucleotides. The record is from the annotation of a GenBank genome assembly. Lineage: Eukaryota; Dinophyceae; Suessiales; Symbiodiniaceae.
GACAAUGACCAGUACGAUCGAUGGCAUGACUGCCAUGAGACGACUUCAACUUCCCACCAAGGAGCCGGACAAGAAGGACCAGAUGAAGAUCAUGAUGACCAACAGACCUCACAGGCAAUGACGCCAGCAGACCCCUGGGCAGCUUGGCAACGCUAUGGACCUCGGGAUGAACACGAGGCCUGGGUACAUGAAGAAGAACUACUACCCGAAUUCCUACAAGCCUGGUAUCUGCUGGCUGAUGCAGGACUCAAUGCACAAGAAAGAAACAUGAUCCAAACGGCCAUUGGUGAAACCUAUACCAUCCAGAGGAUGUCGCAGGAACUGCGAACCCAGUGGCCAGAAGAAGACCUCCUUCGACGAGACCAGCUUCCGCAAGCCAGGGCCUCAGGGUUUUGGCAUGAGAAAAAGGAGGAUUCCGAAGAUGAAGAAACCGACGGGGAGAUGACCUCAGCGGCCGCUCUGAUCGCCAAUGGGAUGAACGAUGAGGGCAUCGCACUGAUGACCGCAGCAGUGGAGGAGAAUGAAGACGGCUACUUCACAGCCGAUGAAGGAGUAGAUGACUGGGACUAUGAGGUAAAGAACCACGAGGGUGACCUUCAGGAGAUCGAGAAGAGCACCACAACGGGGGAUGACACGGAGAUCCACCAGCAGUCAAGCUGGUACACCGAAGAGGCCUACGCCACAGAAGACGCAGUUUUAGUGACCAUGCCGACCAUCCAGAGUUUGAAGAAGGCCGAACUCAUCGAGGCGAUCCGUGCUCUGGGGGAGGAACCACCAGCAAAAUGGGGAAUGACAGAACUCCGGGUCCGCUUAGAGGAACUGGAGGAGGAACACGGCAUAGUCCGCCAGACAGGACGCAGCCGCACCAACCUUCAGGAGUGGACCGUGAAGUUGAACAAAGCCGGAACCAAGAAGAGUGUCCUGGUGGAGUUUUGCCAGAAAGAACUCCUGAUACCCCUGAGUGGAAACGAAACCAUCCCCCAGUUGAACAAGAAGGCCAUGGACCGCAUCUACCAGAUUGCCGAACUGAGCGGACAGGACCCGAUGGGCUUCGGCAAGUAUGCCAGCCUCUCUUACGACGAGGUGAUGACCACCGACCUCGGCUACUGCAAUUGGGCCCUGACCACCUUCCACGAGGAGGACAAAGGGGACCGGCUGUCGAGGUUUGCUCGAUGGUUCGAACAGGCCAAGGAACAGAGUCCAAAACCCAAGAAGAUGCCACCACCGGGACCGGUGGAGACCAAGACCAAGGGGUACCCCAAGACGAAGGCUGCCCCGAAGAAGAUCUUGCUCACCGAGUCAGCGGCAUCCAGCGGCACGCCAGAACAAGUGACCGAGACACCAGUGUUGACUCAGAUCAUGAGUGCCCUGACCGACUUGAAGGACGAGGUGGAGGCACUGAAAGAGGAACGACCCCACAAGAAAAAGGAGACCAACAGCGAGGACUUCUGCAUGGUGAGAGAGCCAAUGCCUUAG